AUGCCAUUCCUCGGCCAGGACUGGCGGUCCCCCGGGCAGAGCUGGGUGAAGACGGCCGACGGCUGGAAGCGCUUCCUGGACGAAAAGAGUGGCAGCUUCGUGAAUGACCUUAGCAGUUACUGCAGCAAGGAGGUGUACAACAAGGAGAAUCUCUUCAACAGCCUCAACUAUGAUGUUGCAGCCAAGAAGAGGAAGAAGGACAUGCUGAACAGCAAAACCAAAACUCAGUAUUUCCACCAAGAAAAAUGGAUCUAUGUUCACAAAGGAAGUACUAAAGAGCGCCAUGGAUAUUGCACUUUGGGGGAAGCUUUCAACAGACUGGAUUUCUCGACUGCUAUCCUAGAUUCCAGAAGAUUUAACUAUGUAGUGCGGCUGUUAGAACUGAUAGCGAAGUCACAGCUCACAUCCCUGAGUGGCAUUGCCCAGAAGAACUUCAUGAACAUUUUGGAAAAAGUGGUACUGAAAGUCCUUGAGGACCAGCAAAACAUCAGGCUCAUAAGAGAACUCCUGCAGACUCUCUACACAUCCUUGUGCACGCUGGUCCAAAGAGUCGGCAAGUCUGUGCUGGUCGGGAACAUUAACAUGUGGGUGUAUCGGAUGGAGACGAUUCUCCACUGGCAGCAGCAGCUGAACAACAUCCAGAUCACGCGGCCUGCCUUCAAAGGCCUCACCUUCACAGACCUGCCCUUGUGUUUACAACUGAACAUCAUGCAGAGGCUGAGUGACGGCCGCGACCUGGUCAGCCUGGGCCAGGCGGCGCCCGACCUGCACACGCUCAGCGAGGACCGGCUGCUGUGGAAGAGGCUCUGCCAGUACCACUUCUCCGAGCGGCAGAUCCGCAAGCGAUUAAUUUUGUCAGACAAAGGGCAGCUGGAUUGGAAGAAGAUGUAUUUUAAACUUGUCCGAUGUUACCCAAGGAAAGAGCAGUAUGGAGACACCCUUCAACUUUGCAGACACUGCCACAUUCUUUCCUGGAAGGGCACUGACCACCCGUGCACGGCCAAUAACCCCGAGAGCUGCUCCAUCUCACUUUCACCCCAGGACUUUAUCAACUUGUUCAAGUUCUGA
This is a messenger RNA of Orycteropus afer afer, 1068 nucleotides long. RefSeq names its product F-box protein 32 (gene FBXO32). The transcript has 9 exons. NCBI's taxonomy places the organism in Eukaryota, Metazoa, Chordata, Mammalia, Tubulidentata, Orycteropodidae. The record is from RefSeq and is a predicted model, not a curated record. Gene Ontology annotation, cellular component: nucleus; cytoplasm; SCF ubiquitin ligase complex. Gene Ontology annotation, molecular function: protein binding. Gene Ontology annotation, biological process: protein ubiquitination. The coding region runs from base 1 to 1068 and encodes 355 amino acids.